Molecule: messenger RNA, 2350 nt
Organism: Tachysurus fulvidraco (yellow catfish)
Lineage: Eukaryota; Metazoa; Chordata; Actinopteri; Siluriformes; Bagridae
Gene: aip
Product: aryl hydrocarbon receptor interacting protein
Exons: 7
Coding region: 15-1058 (347 amino acids)
Molecular function (GO): protein binding; peptidyl-prolyl cis-trans isomerase activity
Source: RefSeq, a predicted model, not a curated record
CUGUGUGUAUUUGUAUGUAUUACAUUUCGAGAAUGGAGGAACUUGCUCUAAAGCUCAGUGCGGAUGGCAUCCAGAAAAAAGUCAUUUCCCCUGGAAAAGGUGAAAUCCCGGAUUAUCUGGAUGGCACAAAGGUGACGUUUCAUUACCGCAGCAGCCUGUGCGACGGCACGCUGCUGGAUGACUCCAGGACCAUGGGAGGGAAGAGUAAACCCAUGGAGCUCAUCCUGGGGAAGAAGUUUAAGCUGCCCGUGUGGGAGUGUGUGGUCAGCACCAUGAGGGUCGGCGAGGUCUCGGAGUUCACCUGCGACGUCAAGCACACGACUCUGUACCCUCUGGUGUCUCGGUCUCUGAGGAACAUCAGCAAGGGUAAAGAUCCUCUGGAGGGACAGAGACACUGCUGUGGCAUCGCACAGGUCCACUCUCACCACUCACAUGGACACAGAGACCUAGAACAGCUCCAGAGCAACCCUCAGCCUCUGGUCUUCACUAUAGAGCUCCUGGAGGUUUUGCCUGCAGGCUCAUUCGCUUUGGAGACAUGGGCAAUGACGGACGAAGAGAAGCUGGCCGCUGUGCCACAGAUUCAUGAGGAAGGAAAUGCACUCUUCAAGAAGGGAGACACGGCAGGAGCUGCAGAAAGAUAUUAUAACGCCAUCGCCUGCCUGAAGAACCUACAGAUGAAGGAGCAGCCAGGCGAUGAGCCAUGGAUUAAGUUGGACAUAAUGAUCACGCCGCUGCUGUUGAAUUACUGCCAGUGUAAACUGAUCCAGGGGCAGUACUAUGAGGUGCUGGACCACUGCUCCUCUCUGCUCAACAAGUAUGAGGAUAACGUAAAGGCGUACUUCAAGCGAGGAAAAGCUCACGCAGCCGUGUGGAAUGAAGCCGAAGCCCGAGCUGAUUUUCAGAAAGUUCUGGAACUGGACCCUUCCCUCGGGCCGGCUGUGAGCAAAGAGAUCCAAAUGAUGGAGAAACGCAUUCGAGAGAAGGACCAAGAGGAGAAAGGACGCUACAAAAAACUCUUCAUCUCUAGCAGCACCUCAGCAGCAGCUACUACGAGCUGAAACCAGCGGAGACGCUUCCUGUAGUCGUCCCUGAAGAGACGCUCCGUUACUGAGACGCUGUGACACCUGAGCACAUGAACUCUUCACCAAUACAGCACGAGCAGCUUUCUUCAUUUAUUUCACUCACACACACACACACACACACACACACACACACACACCUUUGUUUAUUAACACCUAACACUGUUACAAGAUCCCUUGGGCUGUGUCCUAAACGCUAAAGUUCUUACAAGGCAGCAUGAUGAAGGAAAGGACAGAGUGUCACACUGUGGUGGUGACGCUAGAUGUGACCUCUAGCAUUUGGGACACAGACAGACACGCCCCCUGAGAGACAAACAGACAGACAGACACACCCCCUGAGAGAGACAGACAGAUUGACACGCCCCCUGAGAGAGACUGACAGACAGACAUGCCCCCUGAGAGACAGAAAGACACACCCCCUGAGAGAGGCAGGCAGACAGACAUGCCCCCUGAGAGACACGCCCCCUGAGAGAGAGAGACAGAAAGACACACCCCCUGAGAGAGACAGACAGACACACCCCCUGAGAGGCAGACAGACAGACAUGCCCCCUGAGAGAGAGAGAGGCAGAAAGCCACACCCCCUGAGUGAGAGACAGACACGCCCCCUGAGAGACAGGCAGACAGACAGACAGACACGCCCCCUGAGAGAUAGGCAGACAGACACGCCCCCUGAGAGAGACAAUCGUAUACAAAGUCCUCUAACGCCUUUUCUAACGUAAUACUUUCUGUAGUAAUCCUGUAUCUUUCCUGUUCAUUUCUUUUUGUAAUAGUUUUUGUCUUUACAUGUACACGUGUAUCUUUUCUUUUAAACGUAUAAACCUUCAUGUGGUCACAGAUAUUGCAUAUGUACACACGUUAAGUCGGGGUGGACAACCGGCUCCUGCAUCGACAUCCUCAUCUAAACGUCUUCUAAACGUUUUUAGAAGUAUUUUUAAAAAAAAAUUUCUCAAUAUGGAAUUAUUACCAAAAUUAUCGCUCUAAAAAGCGUUUAUCUUUUACACUACACUUCCUGUGGGUUUUCUUUUAUAUUUGUUCCAACUUCUUAGUGACGAUAAAUAUCCUGAAUCGUGAUGUUUGUGCGUAAAGAUGUUGAGAAUGAAACUACAAGGUUGUGAUGUUGUUUCCAUAGCGACUCAAAGAAUUAUCCAGCGACCAUCUGCCAAGACACAUUAACUCCAUUUAUGGGAUUGUUUAUGCCUUAUAUGUGACUGUAAAGAUCCGCAUUUAUGUUAUAACUAAAGCCAAAUAAAGAAAAUGUCUGGAAAAGAUAA